Messenger RNA from Fusarium musae, 2427 nucleotides. RefSeq lists its product as uncharacterized. Lineage: Eukaryota; Fungi; Ascomycota; Sordariomycetes; Hypocreales; Nectriaceae. Bases 1 to 2427 code for a protein of 808 amino acids. Gene Ontology annotation, biological process: DNA-templated transcription; regulation of DNA-templated transcription. Gene Ontology annotation, molecular function: DNA-binding transcription factor activity, RNA polymerase II-specific; DNA binding; zinc ion binding. The record is from RefSeq and is a predicted model, not a curated record. The transcript has 4 exons.
AUGUCGAGACGCGAUGUUGGGCGGCGCAGAGCGUGUUUGGAGUGCGCUAGGGCACGCGAGAAAUGUUCGCGAAACCUCCCGUGCCUGCGCUGCUCAACCAAGGCAUUGGACUGCGCUUAUCCCCAGACCAGACAUAAAACAGUCGAAGCAUCCCCAGCUUCACAAACUGGUGCCAUCGCGCAAACUCCGGACCAAACGCUCAUCAGCCCAGUCGAGACAGUAGAUCACGCGUCGCAGCCUCAGAACGUACAAUCAGAUUUGCAGCUCGCGUUACCUUCACAUCAAACACCGCAUUCGCAAGACAGUCCUUUCAUCGACAGCGCUGGUAACGAACAGCAACCCGGCUUUGAAUAUGAUUUGUCCACCUAUGACAUCGACUGGGACUUCCCCAUCAAUUGGUUACCGUACGACAAUGAGGUUGAGACGAACUACUACUCGAUUCUCGGCCUUGACAUGAAUCAGUCGCUUGAUGCCGGCAAUGCAACCAUGAUAGAUCAGCCAGUUCCCAAUUUUCCCAUGAUCGACGCUCCACCACGCCGUUUAUCAGCCGUAACAUCACUGUCUCCCGGCAGCGGCCUAGGUGUUUCUCCCCAGUUGAGUAUGAGCUCAGGACGCACCAUACCCGGGGAUCUAUACGCCACGAGCUCGAACGGUGCUCGACGUCCUUGUACUGCCAAGUCAAAGCAGCUGUUCCCUCCGCCAGGCCUUCAAGGAUACACGCAGCUACCCACCAUAUCCCAAGACCCGGGCCUUGGAGCCAACACGCUUGCGUUCCCUGAUUUGAGCCAUAUUAUCCUGGAAGACGAAGCGUACAGAGAGUCGUUCAUGACGGAGUUAACGUACAGCAAGAUCUGCGACGCUUUUAGACAGACGUGUCUCGAAUCAUUCAUGUUUCAGCCGCACUACACCUCUGCCGACUUUCCGUCAUUGAAGCUACUCGAAUACUUCGUCAAGCUCUUUUUUGAGCACUUUGACCCGAUCGUUCCUCUUGUCCACCCUCAUACAACGGAUUUAAACGGAAGUUGGGUUCUUGCUCUGGCGAUCUGUGCCAUUGGAAGCCAGUAUACAGCUACAGCAGAUAUCCACGCGUGCGUUGUGCCAUUCCACGAGUUCCUCAGAAGGACUUUGGUUACUCAACUCGAAGGAUCGGAGCUUAACCUGCCGCUGGCUCAGGCUCUUGUGCUGAGUCAGGUUGGCCUGCUAUACUCUAAUGGUGGUGAACUUCAAAAGGCUGCUUACGAGCGGAUAGGAAGUCUGCAGAGGGUCAUCACGUUCUAUCGAUGUCAAGCUGGACGGAGAGCGGAUUUGUCGGGUCAUGGUGAGGGAGAUGAAGAUAGAUGGCAAGGCUGGGUUGAGGAUGAGACUUGGCGUCGACUGUGCUAUUUCAUCUGGCUGUUAGAUCGCAUGGGACGCUACUUUUUUGAUGACCACCAGACAGGUACCUUCAACAUCACGGACUUGACGUUGCCUCACGAUGGCCUCUGGUCACAAGCAACCUCAUCAGAGUGGAUACAACUCCAUCGCCGUGUCGACACAAACCCAACACUCGAAGUCGCCAUCAGCUCACUCUUCCGCGAACGAACCGCCAAACCCGACCUCGGAGAAUUCUCCCGCAUCCUCCUCCUGCACGCAGUAUACCAAGAAUACACCACCGUCAGCACCUACUGCAAGCGAUCUCUCUCAUCCUGGAUCCCCCAAAACAACCCUGAGCCUCGCGGCGAUGAAACUCAGCACCUUCAGCUCUCGGACUCGAACUGGCGAAACGCUGCUCUCGAUUGCGUUGAUACCCUUCACUGGGCUGCUAAUGCCACCAUCGCGUCGUUACUUGGCGCUGAGCAUCCUACUGUUCUGCAUCUGCACUUUUCGCGGGUUGUGUUGCUCGUUCCGAAGAGGGCGAUAAUUACGCUGGCGAAGUAUCUCAGGGCGCCGGAGGAGUUGAGGAAAGAGGCUGCGAGUCAGAAGGAGGCGCUGCAGGCGGAGCGGGAGAUAUCUGAAUGGGCUCAACAAGAUGGCUCCAAAGCCCGUCUUGCAGCGCUCCACUGCGGCUGUUUCCUCUGGCACGUCCGGCGCUACGCAAAAAUGACCUUCUACGAACCCCCGUGCGUAUUCUGGGCGACCCUGACACUCUGGGCCUACAGUGUGUUCUGCAGUAAAUCCCGUCGACCCGAACCACGCAGCGUAUCGCCUGAUCGCUCAGAUGACGAGAACCCCACGUUCAUAAGACUAGAUCGACCUAAUGACGAUGAGAUGGUGCAGCUUUUUGUGAGGACGGGUGUGUUGAAGGCGUAUAUUAGUGGUGUGGGGGAUAUUUACUCGGGGAAUGCGCCAAGGAGGAUAUUAAAGGAGGGGAGGAGGGUUUUGGAGGGUGUUGCGGGGGCUUGGGGGAGGAAUGGGGAGUAUUUGGAGUUGUUGCAGGCUUUGGCAUGA